UCAGCCUGGAAAGAAGAUAUCCGUGUUUACCAGGGAGGGGAAUUAACCAUGGGAACAAUGUACCAAGGAGUGCGGUGGAUUCUCCCUCGAGGUGGGAUGUGUUUCUAAGAGAUCUGCUCUCGUUCAAACAGGAAUUAACUGGGUGCAAUUCUCUGGCCUGCGUUAUCCAGGAGCUCAGCCUUGGUCCCUCCUGGCCUGGGAAUCUACCAAUCUCCGCCAUGACUUCUUGGAAUCCGUCUUCUCGCUCUGGUGCUGCCCGGUGGACAGGGACACAAAGUGGGCAGCAGGGGCCGGGGGCUCAGCCGGAGCCGGCACGCCCGGUGCAGCUGGUGCGUCUGGACGAGGAGGCCCUGAGCCGCUGCCUGGAGCAGGGUGGGGUGGGGGCCGCCCCUGUCUGCCUGGUGUCCAUCAUCGGGGAGCAAUGCCGGGGCAAAUCCUUCCUGAUGAACUGCCUGCUGUGCCGGCUCCAGCGCCAGGUGAGUGGGGACGGGAUCCCCAGAUAAGGCUCCG
Molecule: messenger RNA, 510 nt
Organism: Terrapene triunguis (Three-toed box turtle)
Lineage: Eukaryota; Metazoa; Chordata; Testudines; Emydidae
Product: RING finger protein 112-like
Exons: 2
Coding region: 219-503 (94 amino acids)
Molecular function (GO): GTP binding; GTPase activity
Source: RefSeq, a predicted model, not a curated record